AUGUCAAAAAAGAUUUUGAUUGAUCAUCAUCCGACCAACACUAUUGAAUAGCAAAUUCAAGCAUAAAUGAGUGCAAUGAUGAAAAAGUCUGUAGAUGCACUCUUUAUUUCAAAAGAGAUGAUUGACAUGCUCUUAAACUCCUUUGAACAUGAAUUGUUUAUGCAGGAAUGCUUGAAAAAGGUAUUGCCAUUUACUUGCUAUCAUGCUUGUGAAACAGCCAUGAGACUUUCUAACCCAAUUUUGAUUCCUUAUGACCCAAGGCUGGACGAUUGUAUCCUUUAACAUGAGGAUAUCGAAGAACCUGAGGGAUUAGGUUUAGAUCCAUUAAUGCCAGGCUAUGUUUAAUUGAGAAAACCCUUAGACAGAGCCUUUGCUUAGGAAUUUAAUACUAUUGAUGCCACUGGGUUAAAGUCUAUUGGCUCACCUAGAAGGUCUGUUAUCAUGGGCAAAAAGACUUCGUAAUUUAUAUCAUCAUCUAAUUCAUGCAAAUAUAGUAUAAGUUUGGAUAAAAAGUCUCUCAAAAAGUUUAGUAUUCCCAAAAAUAUUAUAGAACAGGAUGUUGUGCCUAGACAGUAACUUUUGGAUCUCUAAAGAAGCAUUGAAACAGAAGAAGUUGUCAGGGCCAGAUUCAUACUAGACAAGUAAUUAGCUAGAAGGAAAGUAGAAUAAGAUGAAAAACAGAGGGAAAUCGAUUUGAAAUUGAAAUAUGAGAAAAAUAAAAACUCUUUAACAGUCAGGGCUAGUAAUGAUGGGAAUAUAACGUUUGAUUUUGAUGGCAAUCCUAUCUAAGUAAAGCAAAUCAAUCCUAAUAAACUGAAGGUCUUAGAGUAGGAUCAGGAACUCAUGACUUUCAAGAUGAUUGAGUAACAGUAACAGCCAGUGCAGAAGAAGUAAAUUAAAUUGCCAAAAACCUAAAAUAAUCUCGAGAUCAAAAAGGAAAAAUCAACUAUUGAACUGCCUGACGACAUAAUGCAGGAGUAGAGAAUUAAAAUAUCCACUUUGGCCCCAGUAUAUCAUCAAGAGCCAUUUAAGGUGAUCAAGCCAUAAUAUGGUGUAUCCUUAAUUCAAGAGUAGUCUCCAUCUGUAAUGAGUAAUAAUAGUAAGCGUGAUAAUAACUUCUCAGUUGGCAAUUACUAGGACAACCCAAGCAUUAAGGGGAAAUAAAUGACUAGAUAAGAUUACAACUCUGUGAAAAGCUAGGGUUAUCAACUUACUAAUCUAAACAAAUCACAGCUAAUAGAUACACUUGAUUAUUCAAUGGAUGAAGAAUUAAAACAUUUAAAGUUAGAUGUAUCUUAUGCUCGCUUAGCUAACGUCAAUGACACCUUCUUUACCGAUACGGCAAGAAAGCAAACAUCCAAGAAUCUUACUAUAAAUAGUGAAGAGCGAGUUAGCACUAAAUUUAGAAUAAACAAAAAUACUGUUGACUAAGUGGGUCAUCAGAUCAAGACCUAGAACUAAUAAUCUAGAAUGCUUCUGAUAGAUGAUAACACUGCCAAUAAUACACUCCACAAUACUUCAUUAAAUGUCCAGUUCAACACAAAUUUAAUAGGGGAAUUCAGAAAUCAAUAAAGCAACAAAAGCCUUCAUUAUGUUUCUGGAUUGUAACUGCCUAAAAUUAGGACAAAGAGGGCAGGUGGCAGAGACACUUCUAUGUCCUUGCCUUAAUCUCUAAAUCAAUCUCUAGUUCUGAAGGAAUCAAAGAAGAGACCAGAUUACUUAUCAAAAAUAAGAACUACCUAGAAUCAGUCAGUCUUGUAUGAUAAUGUUAUUGUUUAAAAGAUUGAUGAUGUAACUGGCGAUAAACUUAACAACAGUUUCAUUCAAGGAUCCUCGAAUCAACAAGGCCUGAUUAACCAAAGGAAUGAUUCAUUCAUUAUAAAUUCAAAUGAAAAACUCCCCAAAUUGAGGUAUCCCAUUCCAAAGGUUAAGGACAACUUCGUCUAAGAUAUGUAACAAAUUUUCAAUCAAAAGGAUAGGUUCAAUCAAGCUAUUAUCAAUAGUAAGAAACGACAGAGACUCCUACCUCAGAAAUAACAGGAGUAACAAACUUACGAUCAGAUCUACAAGUUUGUAUGA
Molecule: messenger RNA, 2079 nt
Organism: Stylonychia lemnae
Lineage: Eukaryota; Ciliophora; Spirotrichea; Sporadotrichida; Oxytrichidae
Source: the annotation of a GenBank genome assembly